AGGGCGGGACUCGGUUCCCGGGGCGGCAGCCGCGGGGCCCCGCUGAGACCCGGGAGCGCCCAGCGCCCGCUGCCCGGAGCCAGCGCGUCGGCCCCGCGUCCCCGGCUGCCCUCGCUCCCCGCCAGUCUCAUUUGCCGCCUUGCGACGCGUGACCCGGGCGCGGCGUGCGCCCCGCGGUGCCAUGUGCCUCCUGCCGCCGUCGGCCGCCGCCGCGCCCCGGCUCCUCCGCAGAGCGCUCGCCGCCGCCAUGUCUGCCGCCGCCCAGCUCAAGUCGGUGGACUACGAGGUGUUCGGGAGAGUGCAGGGUGUUUGCUUCAGAAUGUACACUGAAGGUGAAGCUAAGAAAAUCGGAGUGGUAGGCUGGGUGAAGAACACCAGCAAAGGCACCGUGACCGGCCAAGUGCAAGGCCCCGAGGAGAAGGUCAAUUCCAUGAGAGAAGAACUGCCCUCACAUGGCCAGAAGAGGAAGGCAGGAGCACUGAAUGCUGCAUGAAGUUUCUUCUGCAAGGACCUUAACUCCACUCAUGUGCCAUAAGCCACUGCCUAAUUACCUCUUAAUGUCAUCAGAUUAACCAUUCAAUUUCCACUCCCGAAUUUCAGAGGAGAUGCAUUCGAGUCAUAGCAUGCAUCCUAUAUGCAAAACAUUUUUUAAUGGAAAACUUAUUGAAAAUAGAUCUAAUAUUCUUUCCUUUUAGAAUUCCUCUGAAUUCUAAGUAAUGGCUGGUUAUGAGAUCAAUUAGGGACCCAAAUCUUUAAUGUCAUAUCUGAUGCUAUGUGUUGUAAGCAUCUCUGGAUUCUUGUAUUGUACCAUGUUUAUGCAAGGACUGGAGCAUGUUUCUAAAUCAUUUGAGCCAAUACAUAUGUUUUGAAUAGCUGUAAUUUCCUCUUUUAAAAUUUAAAAAAAAAUUUUUGAGACAGGGUCAUAUGAUGUAGUUCAUGUGGGCUUUCAGCUCACAUACAGACCAGACUGGCCUUGAACUCUCUUCAGUCCUUGUAAGUGCUGGAAUUACAGGUAUAAAACACUAUGUCCAUCUUGAAUACCUUUAAUUUCACUGUCAGGGAUGAAUUUUGAGUAUUUACAUGCCAAUUAAAAAGUCACUAAAUUACCAAUAAAAGUCUAGUUUUGACUAAGUAUGCUAAUCAGAAAAGUAUGAUUUACUGGUUUUGAUGGCAGAAGGAUUUAUAGAAACUGUUGCUGGAAUGCAGCUGUUGAACUGGAACACUGACUGACUCCUCUGGAUGAUGUUGCUUGAUAGAAAGUCACCUGACUGUUCCCAGAAUUAAAGAUUAAUUGAUACUCAGCGUCAUACUGAUUAAACUGAAGUAUUUGUAAACAUUGUGAUAAUCACCUGUGCCCUGACCUUACUACUUGCAUCAUUCUCAGGAUUAUGGAGAGUAGCAAACAAUUGUAGUAUCUCCUUUAUUUUACUGUAAAUUUACUGUUUUUCUAACUAGACAAUAUUUUGCAGAUUGUGGUAGAGACUGUCAGUUGUAAUCCGAUGUCUAAUUGUCACCUUCUUUCUUUAC
This is a messenger RNA of Cavia porcellus (domestic guinea pig), 1527 nucleotides long. It is a transcript of the gene Acyp2, whose product is annotated as acylphosphatase 2. The coding region runs from base 182 to 493 and encodes 103 amino acids. NCBI's taxonomy places the organism in Eukaryota, Metazoa, Chordata, Mammalia, Rodentia, Caviidae. Gene Ontology annotation, molecular function: acylphosphatase activity. The transcript is spliced from 4 exons. The record is from RefSeq and is a predicted model, not a curated record.